This is a messenger RNA of Clunio marinus, 1509 nucleotides long. The record is from the annotation of a GenBank genome assembly. NCBI's taxonomy places the organism in Eukaryota, Metazoa, Arthropoda, Insecta, Diptera, Chironomidae.
GAUUGUAUUUUGUGCGAUGCCAGAAGCUCAAAACAAAUAUUAUUAAAUCACAUAAUUGAAACAUUUACACAGAAUCAAAGCUUUAAAAUAUUAUAAAUUGAAAGAUAAUGUGCUAAGUAUUUGGACUUUAACGAAUUUCAUUAAUAGUUUAGUCGAUUUCGAUUCAACAUCUUAAUUUCUACGAGCGUAAAGAGAAAAAAAAUAUAAAACUUUUAAAAUGAUGAUGCCAGGCCACCCGAGUCAAAUGCAACCAGUUCAUCCAAUGCAUGGAGGGCCUCCUCUUCAAAAUGUUCCUCCACCAGCACAAAAUACUCAACAACAGUCUUCAAAUCGUCAAUCAGCGUCUCUUAAACCAAAUUAUACUUUGAAAUUCACGCUUGCUGGUCACAUGAAAGCAGUAUCAGCCGUGAAGUUCAGUCCCAAUGGUGAAUGGCUUGCAAGUUCAUCCGCUGAUAAGUUGAUAAAGAUUUGGGGUGCUUAUGAUGGAAAGUUUGAGAAGACCAUAGCCGGGCACAAGUUGGGUAUCAGUGAUGUUGCAUGGAGCAGUGACAGUCGUCUUUUGGUUACCGCUAGCGAUGAUAAAACAUUGAAAAUUUGGGAACUAAGCAGUGGAAAAAGCCUAAAAACUUUAAAAGGUCACAGUAAUUACGUGUUCUGUUGCAAUUUCAACCCGCAAAGUAAUCUUAUUGUAUCUGGAAGCUUUGAUGAGUCUGUUCGCAUAUGGGACGUUCGAACUGGAAAAUGUUUGAAAACUUUACCAGCUCAUUCUGAUCCAGUUUCAGCUGUUCAUUUCAAUCGUGAUGGAUCUCUCAUUGUAUCAUCAAGCUAUGAUGGUUUAUGCAGAAUAUGGGAUACUGCAAGUGGUCAAUGUUUGAAAACACUCAUCGAUGACGACAACCCUCCAGUUUCCUUCGUAAAGUUUUCACCAAACGGAAAGUACAUUCUUGCAGCUACUCUCGAUAACACUUUGAAGUUAUGGGAUUAUUCGAAAGGAAAAUGCUUGAAGACUUACACUGGACAUAAAAAUGAACGAUAUUGUAUUUUUGCAAAUUUCUCCGUUACUGGUGGAAAGUGGAUUGUAUCAGGAAGUGAAGACAACAUGGUCUACAUUUGGAAUUUGCAAAGUAAAGAAAUAGUACAACGACUUCAAGGUCAUACCGACACAGUCUUGUGUACUGCCUGUCAUCCCACUGAGAAUAUCAUUGCAUCAGCUGCUCUUGAAAACGACAAAACUAUCAAGUUGUGGAAGAGUGAUACGUAAAAUGAUUUAACGUUUUAUUUCAUUUUUUAUUUUAUAUUCAUCAGAAACAAACAAAUUAAUCAUCAAAGAUAAUGAAAGACGAUGGAAGGUAGAAUUCCACCUAUGAUUAAGAACUAAUAUAAUUAAAUAGUAUCUAAAUAUAACUGCAAAAAUGAGUUUUUACUGAAUCGAGAUAAAUUUUUUUUCGUCCUUUUCUUUCGUGUGAUCAACAAGUUAAAUGAAUUUGCUGUUCUUUUAUUGUCUGUAUU